CCAUUGGGUGGCCAUCUUGGAAGUGGUUUUAACGGAGAGCGACGGAGAAAUCGGGGAACGUAGCCGUUGGUGAGCGGCUCGUUCACGCGGCAGUAAUAUUAUUAAAACGCCAAUAUAACCAAACAGUUGUUUAGAAAUGAAGACAGAGAGCAGUCGAAUAAGCGCAUUUUGCUGUUAAUAACGGAUAUUUGGAAUAGUUCCAGGGCCCUGUUGAGUGCAGGGUUGUUUUUUUUUCCUUUAGUACAACCGGACAUCCGAAAUGUAAACCAGACAGCUAACGGCUACCACAACGGUUUAUUAUCUUUCGAGGGGUUCGUGAGGUUUUUGAAACCUGUUUUUCACACCAGCUAAUGGCUCGAAACUGGGGUUGGAUUACAACAUUUUCAACAGAGGGACACGAGCUGUAGACUGACCAUUAUUCCAGUCUGAAGUUGUCUCCAGAGUUUGAAUCGCUUAGCGCUGUAAUGGUGCCACGGUGGGCAGUGUAACGUUAGUCCACACCGAUUGUCCGUGCCUCGUCGAGCUACAUUUACCAAAUCUGCUGCUAAAAUUCGUAUUUGCACCACCAGUACGAUGUCAACAAGAACUGCACUUCCCUCAGUCAACGAGCGGAAAGCGGAAAAACACACAUCCAGUGGUCAUGGGCGUGCAGAUGGGACUUCUCGGUCUGCUAGGUCGAGUGGCAGGAAUCGGAAUUCAGGCAGUUCAGGCUCAGAAGAGGUUCACCCCCAUGUUGGGAAUUACCGACUCCUGAAAACCAUCGGAAAAGGCAACUUUGCCAAGGUCAAACUGGCACGUCACAUCCUCACUGGCAGAGAGGUGGCCGUUAAAAUUAUUGACAAGACCCAACUGAAUCCUACCAGCCUCCAAAAGCUAUUCAGAGAAGUCAGAAUAAUGAAGAUUUUAAAUCACCCAAAUAUUGUAAAAUUGUUUGAGGUGAUUGAGACUGAGAAGACUCUGUUUCUUGUGAUGGAGUAUGCCAGUGGAGGUGAAGUGUUUGACUACCUUGUUGCUCAUGGCAGGAUGAAGGAGAAAGAGGCCAGAGCAAAAUUUAGACAGAUUGUGUCCGCUGUGCAGUACUGUCACCAGAAACACAUUGUUCAUAGAGAUUUGAAGGCUGAAAACUUGCUGCUGGAUGCUGAUAUGAACAUCAAGAUAGCAGAUUUUGGUUUCAGUAACGAGUUUACAGUAGGGAAUAAGUUAGACACGUUCUGUGGCAGCCCUCCCUAUGCUGCUCCUGAACUCUUUCAGGGUAAAAAAUAUGAUGGGCCUGAGGUGGAUGUCUGGAGUCUGGGGGUCAUCCUUUACACAUUGGUUAGCGGCUCACUGCCCUUUGAUGGCCAAAACUUAAAGGAGCUGCGUGAGCGUGUGUUAAGAGGCAAAUAUCGGAUUCCCUUUUACAUGUCUACUGACUGCGAGUCUCUCCUCAAACGUUUCCUAGUGCUUAACCCUUCUAAGAGAGGAACACUGGAGCAAAUCAUGAAAGAUCGCUGGAUCAACACUGGAACAGAGGAGGAAGAGCUUAAACCCUACAUUGAACCAGAGAUCGACAUCACUGAUCAGAAGCGAAUAGAUCUGAUGGUUGGUAUGGGCUACUCUAGAGAUGAGAUUCAAGCAUCGUUAACUAAGAUGGUAUACGAUGAUAUAACAGCGACUUACCUUCUGCUUGGCAGAAAGGCAAACGAGGAGGUAAAUGACUCUAGCACCAAUAAUCUCUCAGUGACAAAGAACAGGCUCACAAGUGAGAUAAAUGGCCAAUCACCAGCUCACCAAAAGGUGCAGAGAAGUGUCUCAUCCAGUCAGAAAACCAGACGCUACAGUGACCAAGUGAGUGGUGUAGCUAACUCUGUGUUGAGUAAUGUUAAGAGGGUCAUUCCCAACACAGCAGAUGCUGACAAUAAGCAGGAUGGAGGGGUUGCUGUUCGCAAAGCUCCAUCACACAGCCCUCCUAGCCCAUCACUGGGCAACGCCAAUAACCCCAACAAAGCAGACAUACCCAAGACGGCAAGCUCUCUUGCUCCCAAUAAUAAUUCUGCUGCUGGAAUGGCCCGCAGAAACACAUACGUAUGCAGUGAUAGGAACAACACAGAGCGUCUCUCUGUUAUUCCAAAUGGAAAGGAGAACAGUGCAUCUUUGACUCCUGACCAGCGAAAUCCAGGUGCCUCCACUCACAGCAUCAGCAAUGCUGCCACAUCCGAUAAGCUACGCUUUCCACGUGGCACUGCGAGCCGCAGCACCUUCCAUGGCCAGGUUAGGGAGCGUCGCACUGCAACAUACAACGGACCACCAACGUCUCCGACACAGCCCCGCAGCCGUGCCAACACCAAUAACCUGCUCACCAAACUCACCUCCAAACUGACACGCAGAAACAUGUCAUUCAGGUUUUCCAAAAGUCGCCAUGUACCUGGGGAUCAGCAAAAAGAUGAAGGGAAAGAUGGAAAAGACAGAAAGCCCCGCUCUCUCCGUUUCACCUGGAGUAUGAACACCACCAGCACCAUGGAGCCGACCGCCAUAAUGAACGAGAUCCGCAAGGUUUUGGAUGCCAACAACUGCGACUAUGAGCAGCCAGAACACUUCCUGCUUCUUUGCGUCCAUGGAGAUGGACGUGCCGACAGCCUUGUCCAAUGGGAGAUGGAGGUCUGCAAACUGCCUCGCCUCUCACUCAACGGCGUCCGUUUUAAAAGAAUAUCAGGAACAUCCAUCGCUUUUAAAAACAUUGCUUCCAAAGUUGCCAGUGAACUCAAGCUAUGAAUAUAUCUAUAAUCUUUGUAGAGAAAACUAUGAAAGUAUUAAAUCCUAUAUAGAGAAAUGAGGCUGUACAAUCACAAGCUUAGCAGUAUUGAUUGUUUUUUUUUAACAAACCACUUCUAUAUAUUUAAAUGUAAUGUUUAGACACUUUAACACUGCUACAAGCAAUAAUUUCAUGUUUCCAGUUGCUAAACAUUGUUUAAGGUUAGCGGUUGAAAGUUUUUGGUUAAGGAUGGGCACUCCUUAAUGCACUAGUUGUGCAUUUAUUUAGGAGGAAAGAAUUAUUAAGAUGCGAACUAAAAAGACAGCAGCUGAGAGUUCAGUCAGUGUUCUGUUGCUAUAGUAUUAGGUGUUUUGAGCAGCACACGUCUAAAUGCUAUGUAAAUUCUUGAAACGGAAACAAUGCUUUUGAACAGCUUAAAAAUACUUUGGAUCUGUUUUGCCGCAUCUCAGUUGUUUUUGUUAUUCAAAGUGCUUGUUCUUGAACAUGCUCCAGCCACUUAGUUCACUGUGUGAAUGCUUUGAGACAUUAAAGUGAAACUAGUUUUUAUUUAUUUCCAUUGUUUGAUCACUACCCACAUGUAUAUAAAGUACCAUUGAUUUACAAUUGUUACUUAUUGCCAGCGUUGUCAUACUAUUAUUUUACAAGUUCUCUGACAUUUUGAGAGCUACUUGUAAUUGGUUGUUGACUGGUUGUAACUGAGAUACAACCUAAACUAUAUUAAAACACCUAUACUUGA
Molecule: messenger RNA, 3488 nt
Organism: Trichomycterus rosablanca
Lineage: Eukaryota; Metazoa; Chordata; Actinopteri; Siluriformes; Trichomycteridae
Gene: mark3a
Product: MAP/microtubule affinity-regulating kinase 3a
Exons: 17
Coding region: 574-2751 (725 amino acids)
Biological process (GO): intracellular signal transduction; protein phosphorylation; microtubule cytoskeleton organization
Cellular component (GO): plasma membrane; cytoplasm
Molecular function (GO): protein serine/threonine kinase activity; ATP binding; tau-protein kinase activity
Source: RefSeq, a predicted model, not a curated record